Raphanus sativus (radish) is the source of this 1238-nucleotide messenger RNA. Its product is annotated as probable membrane-associated kinase regulator 6. The transcript has 2 exons. Lineage: Eukaryota; Viridiplantae; Streptophyta; Magnoliopsida; Brassicales; Brassicaceae. The record is from RefSeq and is a predicted model, not a curated record. The coding region runs from base 121 to 813 and encodes 230 amino acids.
CUAUAUAUACACUGAAACAUAUGAUCUCCACUCAAAACAUAUUCCUGUCUCCAACAAAAACCUCUGAACACAUCAAGAGCAUAUAUACAUAUCCCUCAGACUUUUAUUUUUAUAUCGGCCAUGGAAGAAAAUCAACAAGAAGCUUCAAUGCAACUAGUUCCCAUAGAGAGCUUCUCUUACAGUUGGUUAGUUAACUUUCCUUCUUUAGAAGCUUCCAUCGAUGAUUAUCAUCAAAACUACGAAGAUUCUUCUUCCUUCAUCGAGAUGGAUCCAAGAUUGCCUCCUUCUAGAAGAUUCUUCAUCAACAAAGCCCAUGAAAGUAGCUUCAAGUUCGAUACCUUUUUCUCUUUUACCGACGAGGAUCACACUUUAGUUCACGCUGACGACAUUUUCCGUGACGGGUACGUCAUGCCUUAUCUAUCAAAAGCCACGGCAGCAAAUACUAAGGAAAAAUAUGAGCCGUUGGAUACGAAAACAGAGAAGAAGAUGGUGACACGUGACAUUCAGAGCAAGUCUCCUUCUUGUAGAAAAUUGAAGAGAGUAUCAAAGUGGGUUUUGUUAAGGUAUCUUGAUUUUUUGACGCCAUUGUGUAAAAGAUUGAGGAGAUGUAGAUCCGCUGGAUCACAUGGAGGUACCGGUUUUGACGCUAGGAUCCGUUCAAAGACGUUGUCUAGAAGCAGAGUUUAUUCUGAGGAAACGACGUCGUCGCCAAGAAUAAGUGUUGCAGAUGAUUGUUAUUGGAGAAGGUCUUGUGACUCAGAGAGCUCCAUUUACGAAGCCGUUCUUCAUUGCAAGAAAUCUUUCGAGAAAUAAGAGAAGAAUCCAUUGAGAAGGAGCAGGUAGGAGUAGAGGUGGAGAAUUUUAAGAUUGAGAAGAAUAAGCAAAUUGCAUUUACACGUUACACAUGGCGUGGGAGAGAGAGAGCAACUUGUGAUGUGUCUUUUUGUUGUUUCUCUCUCUUGAAUUAAAGAGACUGAUGUGAUGAUCCAUGUGAAUGUGUCAUCUGAUGUGGAUCAAGAAUGUCUUUUUUACAUGAUUGGGCACAUAUAUAGGUUAUAUGGGCAGCUAGCAGAAUCAAGAAAAUAUUUUCAGAUUUGCUUUGCUGUUUUCCUACAUAUAUGUAAGUUAAAUAGUUUCUUUUUAUAUAUGUAAUCCUAUGUGCCUACCCAUGUUUUACUUUCUGGUCCAAUUGUGUUUGAAAAUUCUUACUUUUUGUGCCAAUUUUGUCUUUUCUUGUC